Molecule: messenger RNA, 1339 nt
Organism: Pundamilia nyererei
Lineage: Eukaryota; Metazoa; Chordata; Actinopteri; Cichliformes; Cichlidae
Gene: tmem250
Product: transmembrane protein 250
Exons: 2
Coding region: 368-787 (139 amino acids)
Source: RefSeq, a predicted model, not a curated record
UGACUCGUAUAUUUUGCGACAGGACGUAAACGCGCCGGCUCGCUGCCGCCUUCACGGUUUAUCUUGAGAAAGAAAAAAAAAUAGGAAAAUAAAGCUUGUAUGCAUGUUGCUGGAAAUUUUAAAUAAUGUGAUGCAAUCCUCUGGACGUAUGCGAGUCAAACAGCCUUGAUAUUUUGUUUCGUUGUGGAGGAAGACGUCUCGGUGUUUCAUAGCCUUGUUCCAUUUUUAAAGAGAACCCCUGACUGACAGCAGAGGGAAGCGAGCACCCUGGAUCCCCUCCCCAUGAAGCUGACUGCCUCCCCUGAAGCAGCUUUCACAUCUGGAUCAAGGACUCCAGUGCACUUUGUUGGGCUCCUGUAGCCCAUCCAUGCCUGUGAUCCCCAUCCCACGGCGGGUGCGCAGUUUCCAUGGCCCCCACACCACCUGCAUGCACUCGGCCUGUGGGUCGGCACACACUUCCAAGCUAGUGCGGACUAAGUACAAUAACUUUGACCUGUACCUGCGCUCACGCUGCAUGUACAGCUUCCUCCGCUUCUUGCUCUACUUUGGCUGCAGCCUGCUGACCUCUCUGCUCUGGGUGUCGCUUUCUGCGCUCUUCUUCCUGCAGUACAUCAGCGUGCGUGUGCUCCUGCGCCUGCAAUACAAGCUGUCUGUCAUCCUGCUUUUGCUGGGGCACCGGCGACUGGACUUGGGUGUGCUUAAUGACCUGAUUAUAUACAGCAUGCAGAUCACCAUGUUUCUGGUGGGGGGACUCGGCUGGUGCUUAAUGGUGUUCGUGGAUAUGUAGCUCUGUCAUGAGAAACAUGAGAAAUGUGGCAUGUGAUGGGAAUGUUUUGCACUCAAAUACUCUGUUUUAUAUUUGACUCGGCUGUAGUCAGAAAGGCGCAAAAUCUCAUUUGGUUUAUUGUAGAUACGGUUAAAAUCCAAUAAGAAGCAUCAGAAGCAUUGAUGCGAUCUUUAAACCAGCCUGCGUGGCUUAAACAGUUAAAUAGUUGUUCUUUUAAAAAAUGUCAGUCCUGCAUACUUCAGAGAAGUUAGAAAUGUCAAAAAUGAGAGUGAGACUUGUGACUUUAUAUAAGUUAUUCUUGUAUUUUGUGCCAUUUGUAAACCGUCUUAAUGGACUUUAAAGGACAUCUCGUCUAGGAAUGUGUUUGUUUAAAGUCUGUUGCAUGGAGGAGUGACUUAACAGAUGACUGAUGUGCAUCGUGACUGUGGAUGCACGUCAGUGAUCUGUGCCACAAAAAAGUCAUGCUGGAGCACAAAGAGGAUGUCAUGAUACUGUGUAUGAAUCAGUGCAUUUAAAUGAUGUUGUGUAUAAAUAAAAAUACAAUGUAAAAUA